AAGGCGCCUCCCGCAGUCGCUCGGAACUGCCCAUCCGGAGCUGUCCGCAGAGGGCCUGCGGUGGGAACCGAGUGGGUCGGGCGGGGCCGAGCCAGGCCGUGGGCCGUGCGGGGGCCGGGCCGGCGGACGGCGGGAUGGGGUGCACCGUGAGCGCCGAAGACAAGGCGGCAGCCGAGCGCUCCAAGAUGAUAGACAAGAACCUGCGCGAGGACGGCGAGAAGGCGGCGCGGGAGGUGAAGUUGCUUCUGUUAGGUGCUGGCGAGUCAGGAAAGAGCACCAUCGUCAAACAGAUGAAGAUCAUCCAUGAAGAUGGCUAUUCAGAGGAGGAAUGCCGGCAGUACCGGGCAGUUGUCUACAGCAACACCAUCCAGUCCAUCAUGGCCAUUGUCAAGGCUAUGGGCAACCUGCAGAUUGACUUUGCUGACCCUCACCGUGCGGAUGAUGCCAGACAGCUGUUUGCACUGUCUUGCACUGCUGAGGAGCAAGGCAUGCUUCCUGAGGACCUUUCCGGCGUUAUCCGGAGGCUCUGGGCUGACCAUGGUGUGCAGGCCUGCUUCAGCCGCUCAAGAGAAUACCAGCUCAACGAUUCAGCUGCCUAUGAUAUUGAAAGGCCAGAAGGGAUGACAGUCAAGGUGGCUUCCACAGUACCUCUUCCAGACCACUUGAACCUUAUCUUCUUCACCAUUGUGUCUCCCUCAGGAGCCAACAAGUAUGAUGAGGCAGCCAGCUACAUCCAGAGUAAGUUUGAGGACCUGAAUAAACGCAAAGACACCAAGGAGAUCUACACACACUUUACGUGUGCCACCGACACGAAGAACGUGCAGUUUGUGUUUGAUGCCGUCACUGAUGUCAUCAUCAAGAACAACCUGAAGGACUGCGGCCUCUUCUGAGGGGCAGUGGGCCUGGCAGGAUGGGCCACUGCUGACUGCUCCUCCAGCCCCUGAGGAAGAUGGGGCCAAGAAGACCACGCUCCCUGCCUGUCCCCCUGGCCGCUUCUCCCCUCUGUCCUCUUCGUUCUCAGCUCUCCUGGUCCUUCCCUCAGCUUCAGACUCAGGGGAGGGGUGGCCACAAGCCUCAGUUUGAAGCCUGCCUCUAUCAGAGGUGCCAGGAGUAGCCAUGGUGCCUCUUCCUGGGCAUCUGUUCUAGUCUUUUGAUCGUUGUCUUAUUCUGUGGGGGGUGGGGAGCACAUGCCGAGUCUCCAUGGCCUGUGUCUGGAGGGGCACCCACUUCUCUAGCCUGGACCCCUGGCUUUGCCCAGCACCAGCCCUGACCCAGCCCAAGUCCAAAUGUUUACAGGGAGCCUCCUGCCCUUCCUGCCCCCACUACCGCUCAGAGGCCCCAAAGGAAAAAGCACAAGAAGUGUGAGACGCCACCAUUCCAGGAGACCACAAGUCCACCUGCUCAUUCUCAUAGCUUUUUUAAAAAAUGAAAGUAAAGGAAAAAAAAAAAAAAAA
Octodon degus (degu) is the source of this 1454-nucleotide messenger RNA. RefSeq names its product G protein subunit alpha i2 (gene Gnai2). The transcript has 7 exons. Bases 135 to 890 code for a protein of 251 amino acids. Gene Ontology annotation, molecular function: guanyl nucleotide binding; G-protein beta/gamma-subunit complex binding; GTPase activity. Gene Ontology annotation, cellular component: heterotrimeric G-protein complex. The record is from RefSeq and is a predicted model, not a curated record. NCBI's taxonomy places the organism in Eukaryota, Metazoa, Chordata, Mammalia, Rodentia, Octodontidae. Gene Ontology annotation, biological process: adenylate cyclase-modulating G protein-coupled receptor signaling pathway; gamma-aminobutyric acid signaling pathway.